Molecule: messenger RNA, 9212 nt
Organism: Python bivittatus (Burmese python)
Lineage: Eukaryota; Metazoa; Chordata; Lepidosauria; Squamata; Pythonidae
Source: RefSeq, a predicted model, not a curated record
CUCCAAGCGCCGCUCGCUCCGCAACGAGGCCGUGGCAUCGGUGGCGGCCAAAGUCAGCCAGGGAAGAAGAUCUAAUCCGAGAAGGGAAGACUCUGAACGUCAGAACUUUGAUGAGGAUGAUGACCUUGUUUUUUUGCUGCCCCCCUAUUAAAUGAGCAAUAAGAUGAAAAAGCAACCACUGUUGGUCUCUUCUACUAUCCAUGCUCUCACGUUCAUCUCCCUGAGAGGCUCUUCUCAAAUUUCAGAAGAGAUUGGCGAAAGGAGAAAAUCAAAAUGAGAUACGAUCUGGAACUCUUCAUUCAGCUCUCUGUCCUGCAGUUUUCCAGGACGAGGAGGACACAAGAAUGAGAUGAAAGUCACUGUCAGUUUCCUAUAGUCUGGGGAUCCGCUCUCUCUUCUUCUAGUCAUCACAUUUCCCUCUGGAUGUCAGCUAGCCAUUGUCUUGAUCCUUUGUUGUUGAUGGCUAGUUCAUUUGAUUUGAUGGUGCUUAUAGCCAGUGGGUGGCCUGCAAAGAAGGGGGGGCUUUUUGAUUGCAGAAGAUGGUUUUGGAAAUAUGCUUUGUUGCUUCGUUGUCUCCCUAGGUUCAGCUUCCCCACUCCCCAUCAAAUGGAGGUCAUUUAUUUUAUCAGACUUACAUCCCACCUUUGUUUUGUACAACUCCAGGUGGUGUACAAAAUACCCCUCCCUCCUAUCUUCUCCGCGACCAGGACUCUGUCAGUUGGGCUGAGAAGGAAGGACUGACCAAGGUCACCCAGCUGGCCUCUGUGCUUAAGGGAGGUCUAAAACUCAUAGCUCUCCUGAUUUCUAUCUGGCACCUUAACCCCCACGCCAGAUGGGUUUUUAAGAUGCGGCUUGAUCUGUUCUGUUUCUGCAGAGACUUUUUGCAGACAGAUUGCCCUCGUCUCCUUGUUGACGCACUGACAGAUGUCAAAAACGUGGGCUGCGGGCCACGAUUCUGGAGCUGAUCAAGCUGGGGCCACUUUGGGGCUGGAGCAGGACGGUGAAAGCCUCCAGAAGAAAACCCCAAAGCCUCAUCGGCUCAAAAAAGCAUCCAGUCCAACCACGAACAACAGAGCUUGUUGGGAAACACCGUCUCCUGUGAUUUGCUCCCUAGCUGCAAAACUAAGGAUCCAGAAAACCAUGCAUGCUGGCUGUUUUCUAUAAGUCAAAUCAAACUCUUGCCAUCUCAUUUCUGGGAUCUGUCUAUUCAUUUCCCAGUUCUCCAGCAGCAAAUUAUCCAGGAGCGGCAAGGGCUUUUGGAGAUUAUCUUUCCCAAAACCAUCCCGAAGGCAAGAAUGGUUCAGAUCACCUGUUGGCAGAGUCGUACGUCGGACAAGAAGAUUCUCCAGAGAUUCACGUGGGAGUUCAAAACAAGCGACGCCUUUCUCUUAUUUCUGACGGGAAGUUUCAGCCCAGCUUUCCAGAGGAAGCUGGCGAGAAGCUGGCAGGGGAGGGCCCCAAACCCCGAGUCUAUACCAUUUCCAGCGAGGGGCCCAUGCUCUCGCAGCAUCAGAGUGAGAGCAUGGAGCUGGUGGUCAUCAAAGGGACGGAAGAGGAAGAGGCAGACGGGGACCGCUCCUUAGGCCAGCCUCUCCAGAACGCCGGGAGUUCUCACAACAUCAGCCGACAAUGCAAGGGCGGUUGGCCCAGUCACCAGCAGGGCUCAAAAGAGUACCCCAGUUGUGCCCAGUUGACCAUGUCAUCCCAGCACCCUUUUGAUCUAGAACAUCACCAGCACCAGCACCAGCACCCAAACCAUCACCAGAACCAAGCUGGCGAGACUGGCUGGCGCCGGAAGAAGCUGGAACGAAUGUAUAGCAUUGACCGUGUUUCCGAUGAGGUUCCCAUCAGGACCUGGUUCCCCAAAGAGAACCUUUUCACUUUCCAAACAGCUACCACUACUAUGCAAGCAAAUUUCCGGAAACACCUCCGUAUGGUCGGGAGCCGUCGCAUGAAGGCGCAAAGGUUCUCCGAGAGAAGAAGUUUCAGCCGGUCCUGGAGCGAUCCAACUCCCAUUAAGCCUGAAAACCUCAAUGAUUCCCGAGAAAGCCAUGAAUUCCAGGAUUCCUUCUGUGCCCUUGACAAAGGGGUAGACUUGAACUGGGAGGCGGAGAAAGAGCUGGAAGCGGCUGCCUGCAGUGGGGAGGACUUCCUUCCCCCCAAAAUCAUGCUCAUUUCCUCGAAGGUGCCCAAAGCUGAGUAUGUCCCAACAAUUAUCCGCCGUGAUGACCCAUCUAUCAUCCCCAUUCUCUAUGACCAUGAACACGCCACCUUUGAUGACAUUCUGGAGGAAAUUGAAAAGAAAUUGAACAUCUAUCGGAAGGGCUGCAAGAUUUGGAAAAUGUUGAUUUUUUGCCAGGGUGGCCCAGGCCAUUUAUACCUCCUGAAGAAUAAAGUCGCCACCUUUGCAAAAGUGGAGAAGGAGGAAGACAUGAUCUAUUUCUGGAAGCGGCUGGGUCAUCUCAUGAGCAAGCUGAACCCAGGUCCAAAUGUCAUCCACAUCAUGGGAUGUUAUGUCUUGGGGAAUCACAAUGGUGAGAAGCUAUUCCAAAACUUAAAGAAUCUAAUGAGCCCUUGUCGAGUGACCUUCGAAUCUCCACUUGAACUUUCUGCUCAAGGAAAGGAAAUGAUUGAGACUUACUUUGACUUCCGUCUCUACCGACUCUGGAAGACCCGCCAGCAUUCCAAGCUGCUAGAUUACGAUGACAUUUUGUGAGAGCCGUCAGCACUGGCCAGGAGGAAUUUCACGGGAAUCCCAAGCGGGCGAGCAUCGUACAGUGGGAGAUCUUUUUCACAGCUGCAAGGAGGCCAAGGGCGGUAGCGUGGAGGAGCCAAAGGAGGCGUUAGGACGUCAACGUUCGAAGAGGUCAGCCGGCUACUUGAGGCACAAUUCGUCAAGACGGAUGGAGCACUGCGAAUUGGGGAAAGAUGGCGCAUCCUCGGGGACCGAGCCGGUUUAGGUUGCAAAGGGCCCAAUGCCAUUGCAGGUCCUUUUUAGAAGACAUUUGAAGCUCAGGUUUCCUAUAGAGACUCGAUCCAUCAUCUUGUUUAUCCCUGUUUCGCUUUCAUGCGCAGAUGUUCCUCUCUUUUGGAGGACGAGAACCUUCUUUGUUCAGUCUUGCGUGCUUGGAGAUGAAAGAUCAAAACCUUUGAUGAGUUUGAAGAAAGCCAGACCUUAAAAAAUCUCAUCCAUUUUAAUAAUGCGUGUGAACUCACACACCCCCAUACAUACACAUAUACAGAAGUGCAAUUUUUUUUUUUAAACAAACAGGGAAUAUUUAAUCAGCUGUUGCCGUAUCACACACAUCAAUAUCUGGUCAAUGAGAUAUUUUUGAGUCUGCUUGAGAAUAUAUUUGACAUAGUAAUAUAUCUUUAUAUAUCUGUCUCUUCAUAUCUAUAUUUAUAUCUAUAGAUAGCUAUAGAUAUGAUAGUUCACCUACUUUCUUUCCGCAGACCUGCAACUCUGCAAUCUUUGACUUGGUUUCCAGUAAAACUGUUGAGGGACACUUUAACUGUAGAAGUUCCCUUCAGGGCGGACCUCAUACUUCAAUUUAAGGAGCAGUAUCCUUAAUAUAGUUUGGCAAAAGCAGAGUUUUGCCACCUGUAUCUGCUGAUAGGGCUGAGGUGGACUUCAGCCAAUUUAUAUAUAUAGAUAUAUAAAUAGAUAUAAAUAGAUAUAAAUAGUUUGCAGAUUAGAAACCAAUAGCCAUGUUUAAAAGAUUAGCUCACUGCAGUUCACUUUGCGGUUCACUUUUUCUGUUGUUUGGUUUGUUUUUAAAGCAGUGGGCUGUUGCGUUGAGUCGGGGAGUGUCAACUGUAGCAGUUCGAUUUCAGAGGGCGGAGGGGGGGACAAACUUGGUUUUGUGUAGCAUCAAAGUUCAACGCCCAGGGAUCUUCCCCACCCUCUCUUUCCACCUUGUCACAGAGAAAAGUCUGUGCCAAACAGUUUCUUGGUGGACUUCAUCCUAGCAUUGUUUGUUCUGUGUGUAUAUUUGAAUAAUCCAGAUUUCAACAUGUUCCCUUUUGGAAGAAAUGGUUGAAAAUGGCUGUGAAAGAAAUGAUCUGGCUUUGUUACAUGGGGCAGAGCGAGGGGCAAGAGGAGGAAGGAAUUUGGCCUUCUCUAGAGAUAAGGUGAUUUUCCAGGGUUAAGUUUGGUGUCUUCAGGAGCUGAAGGACCCAGGAGGAAUUAAGUGGUGGCCUAUCUCCAUUUGUCUAAAGUUCUGAAGAAAAUAGAGAAAUGGAAAUAAGAAUAUGUUCUAAACAAUUUCUUUGGUUAUAUGGUAACAGCCCCAUGGAAGAAAGCUUCCAACCCUCUUCUUGACCAUUUAUUCUUUUUGGGGGGUACCAUGAUGGCUGGCGCUUAAAUUCUGGUCUUCAUCUCAUUCUCUAACAGCAGUCAAAGAGAGUUAGUUAGACAGCAGGUGAUGUGGCAAGAGAACAGGGUUGAGAUUCAACCCCCCAUCCCUUUUCCUUCCCUUUUUUUUGGCAAACAGAUCUUUCAGAUUCUGAAUUUUUCCAUUUUUAACUUGGAAAGAAGUGCGCUAGCCCUCCCCAAAUCCAGAGAACACCUGAUAACCUCCCAUUCCCAGUGGAUUUCUCAAAAUACGGAAUUGGGGCAACCGAACACUAGGAAAAGUUAACGAGACAACCCUUUAACAGGACCAACCCUGCUCCUCUGGAGAGAUGACCGAUUACUCCUUGCUCUAGACUUCUAUAAUCGGUCGGGUUUUGCUAAUGGCAAAAUCAGGAGAGUGAAGAUGUGUACAAGGUUGUGUUUUCUUGGCCUUUUUUUUUUAAAAAAGGGUUGUGUUUGGGGUUUGCUGUUGGGUGUGCCUCCAGGGGGUGCGUGUCAGACAUUUCUUCCAUGGUGCAAGACCACUGUGGCAGUUCAUCCGUGAAAAAUCAUGCACUAACCCAUUUUUAUUGAUUGGUUUUGCACGCUGAGUUUUUCUCGGUGUGGGGGAAAUAUGGGCAUACCUGCUCAGGUGUGCAGGACGAUCCACGUUUGAGCUGGGCCACGUAUUAGUGGAUUAGACUGCCAGUAUGCAUGACGGGAGUCCAGUCUGCAGAUCCAGAUCAGAAUAAACACAUGUGUCAACCUUACCUAUGUAACAAAUCAUCAUAGAAACUCACCCACAAGGUCUGUGGGCGCAGCCAUUCCUUACUGUUUGCCUCCAGUAUUCUCCCCUAAACUGCUCCUGAACGAGGAGGUUCAAUUCCAGCCACCAAGUCUAUCAACAUCUGCCCCCCACCCCGAAAUUUCGAAAUCUAUUAUUUCGUAGAGCCAUUGCAAACUCUUCUGACAAUUCUACACGUCAUCGAUUCUCCUAGAAACCUAGAAUAGGGGGGGGGGGGAAAGAAAGAAACGUUUCCACCUUAAAUCCGCAGCCUUUAGAAAGGUCUUCAUUUUUCUAACGAGGGAAAAAGCUGAUUGAUCUUCCCUGGUCCCUGUAUUCCUUGAUGAAUUGCUGCUGGUUGUGCUGGUGGAAAAUAUUUCCUUACCUUUUACACCCAAACCAUCGCCCUGGAAUUCAAAGCCAUCAACGCUUGUCUUUGGGCGAACACCUCCGCCGAGAUUAAUUUUUAUGUUCCUCUAUCCUCCCAGGAACAUAAAAAUGUUUAGAAAUAAGAAUGUCUCUGCUGGAGUCUCCUUUGCAAUCUUCUUCUGUGUCUAGGGGAUUGGGGGAGUGAGUAAUUAAGGAUGGAGACGACAUUGCAGAAAUAAAAAAAAAUCACUCGUGCCAGCGUCACACCCAUUCAAAAGCAUACACUAUUUUUUCUUCUUUUUCUCAUUGCAUGCCUGAAGGAAUAGAGUUUGGUCUAUGUUGCUUAAAAGGUGCAGAGGGAGUUUCAGGAUCUUGGGAGGAUCAGCCUGGAAACUUGGCGGUUACCUCUGGUGACAACUGGAAAGCAUUUGGGAGUGUGACUUGUGCAAAGGGUGGGACGCAGAGCUGUGAUCCCUUCGGCCCAACGUGUGCGAACAACAUGGUUGUGAAAAGAGUAAGUCGAUAGAAAGAGAUGUAGUCAUUGUUCAGGACGUUUUGUAUUCGUUGGCAGGAUACGGCUUUCCUUGAAAUAGAAAAAGAAUUCUUCUCUGGGCAGAAUGAUUCUUUAUUUCCUUAGUCUCAAGGCCAUGAGCUCUGUGGGCUGAGGACUUGAAAAGCUACCACAGAGCAGCUGAAGCCACUGUCCGUGCCCCUCUUUUUAAACAAAGACUUUGCCUCUUUUCCUCUGCCUGGUUAGUAAACCCCUUUCCAGUACGUUUUAACGGAUCGUUAAUCUUUUUUAUUCGUGCAUUGCCUGAUGGUGAAAUCUAAGGGCUUUUAGAGGAAGCAACGUGCUUUUGAGCUUUCCAUCUUGGUGAAGAAGAAGAAAAAAUGCUGCAUAUCUUCAGAAUAAAUUUUCAGUGGCUCCUAAGUGUGUGCAAGGGCGGCCGUGAAACAACGUUCUGUCCAGGGUGAAUCAGAAACCCUUCUGGAUAGUCAGAUCUUCACUUGUUUUCUCUUAUUUUCCACUGGGGAAGGCUACAAAAAUGGGCAGGGUUAUUUUUAAGGGUGUCUACUUCUAGCAGGGAUGUUUGUGUUUAAGGACACUCUUUAUCUUCCUGGUGCACAGGGGUGUCACCAACACAUUGUCCAGGGUCUGGCAACCCAGAGAGCACUCUUGAGCAUGGUUGUAUUUGGGUCUCUUCUCCCCUAACACCAACUUCUAGGUGGUAGCACCUAGCCAAAUUUGGCUGAUUUCAGAAGGUCAGCCCUUGUUACUACUUGGAUGAGAGACAACCAAGGGAAUUCCAAGGUUGUAGGCUAGGAAGUGAGGACACCUCCUUCCAGGCUGUGCCCCCAGAUCCCCUGCAAACUUGGUUGCUCUGUUGCUCUGGCAAAGCCAUUCUGUGAAAUUGGUGCAACCACCAAAGUCCUGUGGCUUUUGGCUCCUGGGGUUCACCUUCUCAUGAGCAAAUGUCAGAUGCCUCUUCUGAUCUCCAGGGAGAACUUCAGCUACUUGGUCCAGCCUCUUCCAGGGCUUAGAUGAUCAGGCUGGCUUUUAGCUUACAUAGCUGCCUUAGAAGCAACACAGUGUCCUCCAACUGAGUUUGAAAUGAAGCCAUUGUUCUCCACUUCUGCUCAUGAGAAAAGGUUCUCUAGUAAAAAGCUCCUUCAACUCAGUUAGACAACUGGCCUUUUCUGGUGCAGUAUCUCAUUAGCUCUCUAAAUCCUGGGCAAGGUCAUUGUUGAUGGCGCUGUUACUAGAGAGGCCAGGAAUUAAAAAGGCAGCCUUGACACAUAAGGACUGUGGUUCUUCCCUGCAUUAGUACCUCUACUUUGUAAAGUACAGUUGGGGCAAAAAUCAAUGCUCUGAAUCUGUGGAGCCAUCUGGAAUUACAAACGCCAUCUGGACCUUCUGGGCUUUAGCACAGGGAGAGACCCCUUGCUAAAAUCCCACCCAUUCAGACACUUGCUGUAUUAGCAAGUGUUGAGCCUUCAAACACCCUCCAAAGGGUCACUAUAUUAUAAACAAUGGAGGGUUGGAAGAGUUGAGAUGUUACACCUACACCAAAGCUUCUCAUGGUGGACAGCUGGUAUUGUGAUCUUGUCUGAGCUUACAAAUCCUAGUCUAUAGCAAUAAAACAUUGGGGAUCUAUGAGGACCAUGAUCCAUUUCUCCCUAGUCAUUUGGUCUCCACAUGCAAGUUUGUUUCGUGACAAGGGUUCAGUGUCUUGCAGUCUCAUUCUUGAGACAACCCUUUCUGAGAUAUGGACACCAUAGGGACUCAGUGCCAUUGUAAUCUGAAGUUUGGGCAGAAACAAGGUUAAAUUUGGGCCCUGUUCUGUCUUACCCUUUCAAUGAAAAGGGGAAUGGUUGAGUAGGCCUUGUCAUCUACCAUUUUAUCCAUAUGGUGAUGGAGUGAACCUAGGGCAUUUACAUAAAAUAACAUUUCCCCAGUCUACCUAGAUGUGUUUGGACUAAACUCCCAAGAUUCCCAGCCCACAUGCAGGGAAUCCGGGAUUUGCAGCUAUAAUCCACCAGGAUGGUGCCAGGUGGGGAAGGCUGAUGUGUAUAAAGUGUAUUUUGCCCACAAGAAUCCCAACGUCAACUGAAUGGCUUUAUGGUGUCCCAGUAUCUGGACAACUGAAAAGCUGGACUAACUCAGUAUGGCACAUGGAUCAGGGUGGAAUCAUGAUGAAGAACAUGGGUUCAAGGAAUAGAUUGGUAUGGAAGAUAGGCUUUUCAUAGCCAAAACAGGGUUAAUAAUGCCCUAAGAUACAUCUAGAGGAAAUACAUUGUGGUGUAAUGAACAGUGUGGUGCGUAUUCACCGGAGAACCCCAGGUUUGAAUCCUCACACAGCCAUGGAAAUCAUGGGGUGACCUUAGGUCAGUCGCCCUCUCUCAGCCUACCUACCUCACAGGGUUGUUGUGAGGAUAAAUGGGUGUAGAGUAGGAAAAGAGUUUUGGGUGCUGUUCUUUGCCUUUGGGAUUAAGGAUAUAACUAAACUGUAAUUUUAUUUGGAAAAUAAAAACUGUACAGAAGAAACGAAAACUACUUUCUCGUAUCCAGAAUGGCCAGUUUUGAGAAGAUUUUGGAACAACAUGGACUGAGGCCUUGGAUACCACACCUGGCGUGUUCUGAAGCUCCCAAUGAUACCUGUGGUGAAAAUCUUGCAUCAGAAAAGAUAUACAUGCAUAGGAACCAACUCUGCAUGCUAUGGAAAAUCUGCCUGCUUGAAACAGCCAUUUCUGCUUCUGAAGAGACAAGCCAUUCUUUAAAACUUGAGAGGUGGCUUGUCUCUUCUGCGGUACAAGCCCAGCCAUACGUGUGGUUUUUCUUCUUCUUCUUCUUUAAGAGUGGCCACUGAUCUUGGACAUGGUGGGAAGUCUGUGAACUGAAGAAAUGUUUUGCUGAAUAACACCAAGGGGACUGGCUCUUUUGAGGACCUGCAUGUAGCAUUUAGUGACUUCUGGUAGGUCUUGGUUAGGGAGCUCUCAACGUGUCAAGCCUUGGUAGGAUCCAGCACGAUAGUUCUUAAUUUUGCUAAACCUUCUUCCUUUAGUGUCCUUAAUGAAGAGUGACUCUGUUGGUUCAUGGCCAGGCAAAUGUUUUUGGGCCUGCCCGUUCAAGCUAGAUUGCUUCUCUCCUAAGGUGGUUUCCUAAAACAAAAUGGAAGUUUCUAGCUUUUAAGGUGUGAUUUAAUAAAAAGAAACCUUGACAAUGAU